AUGAUCCCUACUUUCGACAUGCGGCUGCUACUGGCUCUCCUGACCUUCAUCUUCUUCGCGGAGGCGGGUUUCAUCCAGGUCUACAGCCCCUCAGGCCCCAAAGUUCGCCUCAAGGUCCUCUUCCUCGUCGUCGAGCAGCAGCAGCAGCAGCAGCACGUCCAGCUCCAGUUCGACUACCGUCCCGCAAACCACAAGCAGCAGUUCAUCCAGCUCCAGUUCGAGUACUUCCGUAAAGACUACAAGCAGCAGCCCUUCCAGAUCCAGUUCGACUACCGUCCCGCAAACCACAAGCAGCAGUUCAUCCAGCUCCGGCUCGAGUACGGCCCUAACAAGUGCCACCUCUCAAUCGACAUCUUCAGAGGGACCUAG
Diaporthe citri is the source of this 369-nucleotide messenger RNA. RefSeq lists its product as uncharacterized. The transcript has 2 exons. The coding region runs from base 1 to 369 and encodes 122 amino acids. Lineage: Eukaryota; Fungi; Ascomycota; Sordariomycetes; Diaporthales; Diaporthaceae. The record is from RefSeq and is a predicted model, not a curated record.